Vicia villosa (hairy vetch) is the source of this 540-nucleotide messenger RNA. RefSeq lists its product as uncharacterized. The record is from RefSeq and is a predicted model, not a curated record. Bases 1 to 540 code for a protein of 179 amino acids. The transcript has 2 exons. Lineage: Eukaryota; Viridiplantae; Streptophyta; Magnoliopsida; Fabales; Fabaceae.
AUGGAUGAAGAAAAAGCGCUUCAGGAACAUUCAAGAAGAGAAGGGAGGAUUGUCCCAAAUCUUCACCAUUACCGUGCAUGGAUUUUUUAUUCUACUAUUGACAAAAUAUGUGUGGAGAUGGAUCAACGGUUUUGUGAAGGAAGUAACGUUGUGCUGGAUUGCUUCUCAUGUCUUGACAUUAAGAACUCUUUUUCCAUGUGUGAUGUUGAUAAGCUUGACCGUCUUGCUUACAUUUAUCAUGCAGGCUUUUCUGAUGAUGACCGUGGAACAAUAACGGGGCAACUUGAGACUUAUGUACAUCAAUUGAAAAGGCAUGCUUCCUUUACUUCUUGUAAAGAUGCUCAAAGUUUGGCUAUGAAGAUGGUUCAAACUGAGAAACAUUUGGUAUUUCCAUUGGUCUACACGCUCAUUAAGUUGGCUUUGAUAUUUCCGGCGUCGACAACAUCUGUUGAAAGAGCUUUUUCAGCAAUAAAGAUUAUCAAGUCUAAUUUACGCAACAAAAUCAACGAUGUGUGGUUAGGUUACAUCUCUCUUAUGUAG